Ctenopharyngodon idella (grass carp) is the source of this 3716-nucleotide messenger RNA. RefSeq names its product ectodysplasin A (gene eda). Lineage: Eukaryota; Metazoa; Chordata; Actinopteri; Cypriniformes; Xenocyprididae. Gene Ontology annotation, biological process: animal organ development; immune response. The record is from RefSeq and is a predicted model, not a curated record. The transcript has 8 exons. The coding region runs from base 231 to 1313 and encodes 360 amino acids. Gene Ontology annotation, cellular component: membrane. Gene Ontology annotation, molecular function: death receptor agonist activity; tumor necrosis factor receptor binding; death receptor binding.
AGUGCCUCGCGCUCUUUUCCGCGGGAGGAUUUUCAAUGAGUUGACGUCACGCCGGCAGCCAAUCAGCUGCUAGGGGUCGGUCUCUGGAACUGGCCGCAGUAGGUUAUCAGCCUGAAACCUCGCAGUCCGAGGUCAGGAAGCCAGAUGAGCCCGCAGAGAAGCGAUUGCUCACCGCGACCAGCCUAAGCCAACAGUCGCUGAGAGGACGAGGAAGUUCGGUAUGAGCGGCAAUGCUAACUGACCUGCACGCAGCCAUGGUACCGAAGCGCGAGCCGGCGAAGUUGGAAGAGCGCGAGCGCACGCAGGCGGCGUGUGAGUGCCAAAGCCAAUGCAACAACUGCAAAAUCUUCCUGAGUUUAUUCAUCCUCUCGCUCUCUCUGCACCUCGUCACUCUCUUCUGUUACCUGGACCUGCGCUCGGAGCUCAAACGCGAAAUAUCACAGAAAAACAAAGAUGAGGUGUCAUCAACGGGGCCAAUCCCGCACUAUGAAGCCACAGCGCCAGUGCUCCGGUUACCGGACACCGACCACCCAACAAUAGACGAUCAGAGCAGAUGGAGGGAUGAACACACAAGAGGGCUGGAGAGAGUCAUUCAUCGUACCAAACGUUCAGAAACUAACGGAAAAAAGAAAGGAGAGCGGAAAAAAGGCAAGAAAGGGCCCCCUGGCGCUCCUGGACCUCCAGGCCCACCUGGUCCACAAGGUCCUCCUGGAAUUCCGGGGAUCCCGGGGAUCCCAGGCAGUAAUGCAAUGGGUCCAUCUGGCCCACCUGGCCCUCCUGGACCUGCAGGGCCACCUGGACCACAAGGUCCACCUGGACCACAGGGACCUUCAGGUGGCGCCGAUAAAGCCAAGCACAGAGAGACACAGCCAGCUGUGGUGCAUCUUCAAGGUCAGGAAACCACUAUUCAAGUGAAAGAAGAUUUGUCAGAAGGUGUGUUGAAGAAUUGGAGAAUGAUCUCAAUCCAUCAGAGAGUGUUUAAAAUGCACUCGCGCUCUGGAGAGCUGGAAGUCCUGCUUGACGGAACAUACUUUAUAUAUAGUCAGGUAGAAGUAUACUACCUGAAUUUCACGGACAUAGCAAGUUAUGAGGUGAUGGUAGAUAAGACUCCAUUCUUACGCUGCACGCGAAGCAUCGAGACCGGCCAGCGCAAGUUUAACACCUGCUACACCGCGGGUGUGUGUUUGUUGCGAGCGCGCCAGAGGAUCUCCAUCCGCAUGGUGUACGAGGACACCUCCAUCUCCAUGAGCAACCACACCACCUUCCUGGGCAGCAUCCGUCUAGGGGACGCCCCGGCUGCUGGACACACCUGAGGCCAUCGGUACGCAGGUCGACCUGAUCAGACACUCAUAUCAUGCUCUUUAGAUGUGCAUGAGCCAAUGAGCUCACAGACCACGCCCACUGAACUCAACUGAGCCAGUAUGACUCAUUAUCCCCGCCACAUUGACAUACCCAAUCUACAGCCAGCAAUUUAUGAACUAACAGGUUUAACUGCAUAUCUGUCAAGCGUCAGACAAACGUGACUAUGUAGCAUCACCAACACUGACAAAAAGAACCAAUUCUCUCUGAGCACUGAAACACCCUCUUUUAGUCCUCAAACAUUAGCAGCACAACAUUCACCACAAAUAAUCAAACUGUCUAUUUACAAAUGAGAUGACACUGAAUGAACAUUGUGACCGGAACUUCCUGAAUGAACAGUGUGAGCGGAUGAGCUCAGCGCCAUCACAGCUGCCGUGUGUGUGUAGAUUAAAUCACACGCCGCCCAUCCAGCGUUAGCACAGGGAGGAAGUGCACCGACAGUGAUUGCAGUGACUGGAACUGCAAAAGGAGUAUUUCAGUGAGAUACUCUAAUGUGUUUGAUGCACCAAUAGCAACCCACUCAAUCGUGACAUUCCAUUCAACACUUCAUAAAUAGUGAACCUGUGUACUAUUCUUUUUAAAUAAGCACUGAUGUUGGCAAUGUAUAUAAAACAGAAUAUCUAUGUUCAGUUAUCUCUGAUCUUUUACACACACAGUCAAGAUACCCAUUUUUAAUAUGAAGUCAUGAAGUUCUGACAGUUUUAUUUUUUUGGCAUGGUUCUUUGCUCUUUAGCUGACAUUACCUGUAGGAAAGACUGAGUGUGUGCAUAUGAUGGCAGUGGUUCAGGCACUAAAAUUAAUGAUUCUUCAUAAUGGUUUCCUUCAUCAACAUUCUAAAUAUAUGCGAUACAAUACCAUAUGCCUCCUGUAGGGGGCAGUCGUGCUCCUCUAGAGUAAAUGUAGCACUGAGAGUUUGACUGGAAGAGUUUGGUUGUGUUUGGAAUAGAUUAUUAUUGUAAUACUCUUACUUUUGCUGCAGUAUAUAAUGUGCAUGUAGUAUAACUAAUAUAUAUAUUCUACCAUUCAAAGGUUUGGGAUCAAACAUUUUUUAAAUUCAGUUCUAUUCACAAGGACACCCGAAUGAUCAAAAGUGACAUACAUUUAUAAUGUUGCAGAAGAUUUCUAUUUCAAAUAAAAGCUGUACUUUUGAACUUCCUAUUUAUCAUAUUAUUUUGAAUAAAAAUGUAUCAGGGUUUAAAUAAAAAUAUCAAUCAGGACAACUGUGUUUAACAUUUUCUAAGAACAAAUCUUCCGUGAGCAGCAAAUCUGGAUAUUAGAAUGAUUUCUGAAGGAUCAUGUGACACUGAAGACUGGAGUAAUGAUGCUGAAAAAUCAGCUUUCAUCACAGGAAUAAAUUACAUUUUACAAUAUAUAAGAAUAGAAACACGUUAUUUUAAAUUGUAACAAUAUUUCAUAUUGUGCUGUAUUUCUGAUCAAGUCAACUUCUUUUGAUUUGACCCCAAACUUUUGAACGGUAGAGUAUAUACGCACAAACUUACUGAAUACUGUAUCCCACAAUGCAAAAUACUACCAGUAUCCUCGUGAUUUGAUGUGACAAAUAUAAAAUUGUACAAAAUAUGAUUUUAAAAAAUAACAUCUAAGAUGAUAACUUGCCGUCAUGACAAGGUACAAUGUGGCAUACUUUCAUAAUCUGUUUUUACAUAUACUGUUUUUAAGCAUAGUUAGCAGUAUUCAGUAGAUACUGCGCAGUAUAGAGUAAGCAGUAACCUAGUGUUCCAUUCGGAACAUUUGAGCCUAUUUUCGACUCUAACACAUACUGAUAAAGUCAUGAAUCAGCGCCUGACUGACAGCUCAGGAUCGUGGAUCUAAAUGGGUUGUAGAGAAAGACUGAAUUAUGCGAGUGUAGUUUAGUUAAUAGGAAUCAGAUCCAAGAUCCUCACAGUGAGAACAAACUGCUUUAUUGUGUUCAAAGGUCUUGGAAUAAAAAGAACCAUGGGAAUUAUCUGGAACUUUCUAAAGGGAGCUGGUAAUCUGCCCUCAGGUUUCCUCUCCAUGUUCCCACUGUCUCCACAUGGAAAUGUAAAAACAAAACAAACCAAAAACACACAGGAGAGUCUGAAUGUGAUUCUGAUAGACUGGUUUAUAUCUCUCUCUUUCUUCCCUUAAACAUCAUGUCCAACCGACAGCUUGUUUUAGUUUUUGUUUCUGGUGUGUUUGUGUGUGUUUUAGAAACGAGUGUGUCUUUGUAGGUAAAUGAUUUGUAUACUGUAUGUAGUCCUGUUUUACUGAAGAUAAUGUAUAUUUGUAAACUAUACAGGGAAUGUAUAUAUGUACAUAAGAUAUUUUGCUCUUUUGUAAUUUUUUAUGUCCUAUUAAAUUGUUUUUGAGAGAUUGUU